AUGUAACUAACCCAAGCAUCCCAUAUACAUGCAAAAUCUUUGAAAAGAAGUCCCUAUCUGCAGAUUAAUACAUCAAACUUGCUAAGUUCAUGCUGGCUAAAUAAAAUAAAAGUAGCUUGCACUCACGAAAAUAACUGGAAGAUCAUGAGAUAUUUGAACAUGGCUCAACGAUUUAUGAGUUCUAAAAAUUUUAUUAAUAUCCAACUUAUUGAUUUUGACAUUAAGAUAGAUAAGUAGCUUUCAAAGAAAAAAAGGAACUUACUUAUGAGACUCUACUUAGAAAAAAAUAAGAUUAAGUCUGAUAAGAUCGUUUCAAUUUUCGUACAAAAUGUAGUUAAUCCUAGUGUAAAUUCUACAUUAAAUGAUAACUCAAGGCAAAAUUAGGGUAAUUUAAGUGUAGAUAUUCCAAUAUCCUCGUUGAUGUAAAGGUACUUAUGUGAUGUAAGGUAUCUGGGCGUAAUAUUCUUUCAGUUGCUUACUGGAAUCAAUCCUAUAUCAUAUUUGUAAAGCAUCUAAGAUGGAGUCAACCCCAAGAUAAGAUUCAACUGCAAUACUAAUAAUAUUCUUGUUUCUGCUUCUGGCUUAAAAUUUAUGAGGGACUGUCUGAUAUUUAAUCCUGAGAAGAAAAAUGGGAAGGGUAGUAUGCAAUCUAUAAUACUAAAUCAUGAAUUUUUUGGUAAAUCCAGCUCUGAAAAUCAAAAUGCUUAACUCUAUCGCCAAAAUUCAGCACUUUCUAAGAUUUCAUUUCAAAAGUUGCUUAAGCUUUUCAAGAAAUAUUUCAGGAUUGGUUAAAAGCUUAAGAUGGAAAUUUCUGACUUUGACGACUAAGGCUCUUUACCAAAUUCAGUUGAUCGUAAAAUUACACCAAAUAAGUCAAAAAGUUAAGAACCUUCUCUAUUUAAUAUCUCUACUGAAGAUGAUGUGGACAAAGCAAAGGAAGUUAAUUCUGAUGAGUUGAAUUAGAAUAAUAAUCAGAAUUAAUUAGAUAAUGGAACUAAAAGAAGUUCAGAAUUAUAAGCUGAUGAACGCAGUCUAAUCAUAAAUUACUGCAAAUUAUAAAUGUAUUUGAAAAAUCCUACUUCUCUGAUGAUUUAGAAUGCCUAUUUAAAGAUGAUGAUUGCUAGAUAAUCUCAAUAAAAGUAUAGAACUCUCACAGAACCAAUUAGAAUCAUUGAUUAUAAGCCUCUUUUACUGAUUAAUAGCACCAAUAUUGUGAAUCAAGGCUUUGUCAAGAUGAUUCCCAAAGCUUUUGAAAGAUAUUUCCUAUAAAAUUAGAUUUAUAAUUUGUGA
Stylonychia lemnae is the source of this 1290-nucleotide messenger RNA. Lineage: Eukaryota; Ciliophora; Spirotrichea; Sporadotrichida; Oxytrichidae. The record is from the annotation of a GenBank genome assembly.